GCGAAUGAGUGGUUGGGGAUGUGGGAAUAAAUGCAACUGUUCGAUGUUUGAAAAAAACAGAGUAGCCUCACGCUCUUUCAUCUGCAGAAUCUGAACAGUCAGGAAACCUUUCUUUGACCAAUGGGUUGAAGGGAGUGCUCAGACAUUCAGCCACACGCGACCCAGACCUAUGGAGUGUAGAUCGGCGUAUCUGGCAGGGGCAAAACCGUCCAAUAAAAAUAUAUUUCUUAACAAAUGUUAUAUGACACAAUACAUUAGUAACUUGGGGCAUUCUCACCAAUUUCUGUAAAUAAAAUGUGUAUAUUGAAAAUCGAUUAUUUUCACCAGAAAAUUAUAUUUCUCUAGUGCCAUUUAGUUUCUCUCAGUCUCCUUAAUCUCUCUCCUUAACUUCUCUUUUUACUAAUUACCCUCCCUCUUUCUCUCAAUGCAUGUGUAUAUAUAUAUUCUCUGAACUCAUCUCUUGAAAACAUUCAAGAUCGAUCAAAUCUUUCUCGAUCAAAAUAAGAAAAAAUCAUUUGAGAAACACAUGUUUACGAUUAUUUGAUAUUUUAUUCCAGGAUCAGAUAUUUGCUUUUCUUUUGGGGGACAAAAAAAAGAUGGAAACUAUUGGUGGGUUUCACAAGGAAGAUGAUGAGCAGAUGGAUUUGCCUCCUGGUUUUAGGUUUCAUCCAACAGACGAAGAAAUUAUAACCCACUAUCUACACAAGAAGGUUCUCGACAAAGAUUUCUCGGCUAAAGCUAUUGGCGAGGUGGACUUGAACAAAGCUGAACCAUGGGAGUUGCCGUAUAAAGCAAAAACGGGUGAGAAAGAAUGGUACUUCUUCUGUGCGAGGGAUAGAAAGUAUCCAACCGGUCUGAGGACUAACCGGGCAACUCAAGCCGGUUAUUGGAAGGCAACCGGGAAGGAUAAGGAGAUUUUCCGAGGAAAAUCGCUUGUUGGUAUGAAGAAAACACUUGUUUUCUACAAAGGAAGAGCUCCAAAAGGCUUGAAAACAAACUGGGUGAUGCAUGAGUAUAGGCUUGAUGGGAAACUCUCUGCACACAACUUGCCCAAUACCGCUAAGAAUGAGUGGGUGAUAUGCAGAGUGUUUCAUAAAACCGAUGGAGGCAAGAAGAUCCCACUUUCGGCUUUAAUCCAAAUUGGUUCGUAUGGAGGGUCCAAUUUACCACCUUUAACCGAUUCUUUACCAUACAAUGAUGUAACCAAGACCGAACCGGUUUACGUGCCCUGCUUCUCCAACCAAACUGAGACCAGAGGAACACUACUCAGUUACUUCAGCAACUCCGCACUUUGCUCGAUUCCACUCUACCAACCUCAAUCUCUCCAGGUUUUCGAGAAUCUACAGACUACUCAUCAGAUUCUUACUCAAGAACACUCCGUUUCUCAUCAAGAAGUUCCUUCUUCCUCCGCCGGUCCGGUUGAUCUUGAAUCUUUCUGGAGUUACUGAAGAUACAUAAUUUAUAGCGUGGUGUUGCUAAGUUUGUAUAGAUUGUUUAUAUCAAUACUUCCACUCCUAAUGUUUUUUCUAUUAUUAUACUCAACUGAAAUUUACUACUA
Molecule: messenger RNA, 1558 nt
Organism: Brassica napus (rape)
Lineage: Eukaryota; Viridiplantae; Streptophyta; Magnoliopsida; Brassicales; Brassicaceae
Product: NAC domain-containing protein 79
Exons: 3
Coding region: 597-1448 (283 amino acids)
Biological process (GO): regulation of DNA-templated transcription
Molecular function (GO): DNA binding
Source: RefSeq, a predicted model, not a curated record